Leptosomus discolor (cuckoo roller) is the source of this 1669-nucleotide messenger RNA. It is a transcript of the gene PTCHD3, whose product is annotated as patched domain containing 3. Gene Ontology annotation, cellular component: membrane. NCBI's taxonomy places the organism in Eukaryota, Metazoa, Chordata, Aves, Leptosomiformes, Leptosomidae. The record is from RefSeq and is a predicted model, not a curated record.
ACUGAGCUGUAUAAGAAAUAAUGCCUGGCUUGGAUGCUGUGGGGUGUUUUCUGCCGGUCUAGCUGUGUUAAGCAGCUUUGGAUUGACGUGCAGAGUGCCGUUUGUGGUCAUGGUAGCAAACGCACCAUUUUUUAUUGGAGUUGGUGUUGAUGACAUGUUCAUCACGAUUGCUUCCUGGGAGCAAAGCUCAAGCAAAAAAAAAGAGAUUUCCGAUGUUAAAUCUCUGCUGUCUGAGACUUGCGCAGAAGCAGCACUUUCUGGGAACAUCACCACUCUCACAGAUGUUUUGGCCUUCUUCAUUGGCACCUGGACUGCUUUUCCAUCCACAAGACCAUUUUGCCUUUAUACAGGCACUGAUUUUAUCUUCUGCUCUGUAUUAAAUCAUAAAAGGGAGCAAGGAAACCAACACUGACUAACUUGUAUGCCUGUGAGAGUAGACAAAGAUGAGGCUGCUAAGUCCUGCCUCUACAGUGCUUGCUGUAUAGGCAACUGUUCUAGGCAGUCAUCUCAGCUGGAAACCAAACAGCCAGGAAGCAAACAUCCAACGAGCAUUUUCUUUAAAAAGUAUUAUGGUCCUUUUUUUACAAAUAAAUCGAUCAAGCUACUUGUGGUGUUGCUGUUCGGAGCGUAUUUGGGUGGCAGUAUUUAUGGAUAUCAGAUCAGGGAAGGCAUCGAUCUUCAAAGUCUGGCAAGUGAAACUUAUGUUAUUCCAUACUACGAUGACGAUGACAAAUACUUCUCAGCAUAUGGCCCCAGGGUCGCAGUUGUCAUUACUGAAAGUGUAGAUUACUGCAAUGAAACUGUUCAUCUUGGCAUUGGGAGCUGCACACAGAAUUUAGAGGGCAUUUCCUAUGUAGACAAGAACCUCUCAAGAUCAUGGCUGAGGGUAUACAAAAAACUUGCAAGCAGUGGUUUGAUAAAGAUAAGCAAUAAGGCUCUUUUCAUUGAUAACUUACCUACACUGUUCCGAAUUGUUCCCAGUUUUGAGUGGAACAUUAGCAAGACUCAGGAUAAAAUAGAAGCUUCAUGUUUCUUCAUCCAGAUGGUGAACGUGACUUCAGCCAUUGACAAGAAGAAUCUUCUCAAUCAGUUAAGGGAGACAGCCAAGCAGCGCAGCAUUCCAUUAGCGGUGUACCACCCCGCGUUCACCUGCUACGACCAGUACCCAGUAACAGCGCAGAACACUGUUCAGAACAUUGGUGUUGCUGCCAGAGCAAUGCUCGUCGUCUCCCUUUGGCUUAUGCCCAACCUGUUGCAUUCCUUGUGGGUGACUUUUGCUAUAGCUCCUGUUAUAGUUGGCAUUGCUGGUUUCAUGGCAUUUUGGAUCAAUCUAGAUUCCAUAUCCAUGACCAACCUGGCCGUUUGUAUAGGGUUUUCAGUAGAUUUUUCUGCUCAUAUUUCCCAUGCCUUUGUUACGAGAGAGUCACCAGCCAAUAAAAGGGCAAUCGAAGCUCUGUCCCUGAUGCAUUACACAGUAUUAUGAGGUGCAGUGUCUACUAUAUUAGGAAUAGUUGUCCCAGCUGCAGCAACCUACGUAUUUAGGACAUUUCUCAAGAUCAUGUACCUUGUUAUUUUGCUCAGGGCUCUUCACGAUCUUAUUUUUAUUCCAGUGGUUUUAACCUUUUUUUGGAAACUUCAGCAAAUCACCCCACAGUACAAAAUCCAAUGA